CACUGAAAUUAAAAAUGAAAUGUAAUUUCGCUUGAGUUGUGUGUUGUGUAUAUUUUGUGUUUUGGUUGGAAUUUUCUGGCAAAUCCUCAUCAAGCUGGACUGUGCUAUGAUUGUUAAUGAUCUGAACCAAUUGAUAUAUCAACACCUGAGAUCUAGUUGCAAAAAUGACCAAGGAAGAGAAUUUGUUGCCCGUUGAAAUGGGGAAGCUCGAGAUAGAGCCCGUCAAAGUGAACAUAUCAAAGAGUGUUGAAAACCCAUUUAUCAUAUCUCAAGAGAAAAGGAAGGUUUUCACACAGAAAAUGUUGCGCUAUUCAAAAUGCACAUGUGUCACACAGAAAAGGGAUAUAACAAUACCAAUUUAUAAGAGGAAAAAUAACAGGCUUCUGAAAGAGCCCACACUGAAACUGCUGCAGGUUUGCAAUGACAACAUGUCUGUAGCCAACUUAACUACAGUGAGAAACAGAUGUAUUCAGUCAGCAAAUAGAGGUUUAUUGGAAUGUGUGAAUCUCCAGAGAGUGGAUAAUCAAAACUUAAGUUUGCAUUCUCUCGUUGAUAAUUGCAAUCAGUUGAGGAUAUCUCCUGAAAGCAGUAUGCAGAACAUUGUGCCAACAGAAGUGAUGAGUGAGACACGAUGGUGGAAGGCAGCACCACAAGUUCAAAACAAAGAGGCUGGCACGGACAAGCGGCCGGGCCCUUCCUGCUCUCAAGAAGCUCUCAACCCGCCCUGUGAUGUUACAAUUGAUGAAUUAGCAAGUUACUUUGAAACUUUGGUACACAUACCCAAGAAAAUGUCUUCUAUGGCAGAAAUGAUGUACAUAUAAAUUAAUUAUAAAUCAAAUUUUAAAUGUGUAGUUGUAAGUAAAUAAUUGAUUGAUGUCUAAAAUUCAAUAAAUAAAAUGGUAAUUAUA
This is a messenger RNA of Plutella xylostella (diamondback moth), 908 nucleotides long. RefSeq lists its product as uncharacterized. The record is from RefSeq and is a predicted model, not a curated record. Gene Ontology annotation, biological process: cellular response to hydrogen peroxide. Lineage: Eukaryota; Metazoa; Arthropoda; Insecta; Lepidoptera; Plutellidae.